Molecule: messenger RNA, 1116 nt
Organism: Fonsecaea monophora
Lineage: Eukaryota; Fungi; Ascomycota; Eurotiomycetes; Chaetothyriales; Herpotrichiellaceae
Exons: 3
Coding region: 1-1116 (371 amino acids)
Source: RefSeq, a predicted model, not a curated record
AUGGCAGGCCCAGUGCGGCAGCCGAUUGACCUGGCUUCUCUGGAGCGGUACAUCGACAGCAAUGUCCCCGAGAUCAAGCCGCCCCUCGAGUUGAAGCAGUUCGGGUUUGGUCAAUCGAAUCCCACGUACCAGAUCACCGACUCCAAGGGAACCAAGUUUGUGAUGCGCAAGCGGCCUCCGGGGCAAUUGCUCUCCAGAACCGCCCACCAGGUCGACCGCGAGUACAAGAUCAUCAACGCCCUGGGCAAAACGGACGUGCCCGUGCCAAAGGUCUACUGCCUGUGUCAGGACGACAAUGUCAUCGGCACGGCCUUUUACAUCAUGGAGUUUUUGGACGGGCGCAUGGUGACUGAGCCGCACUUUCCUGGGUUCAGCCCCGAAGAGCGAAGAGAAAUGUGGCACGACGCGGUUCGCACGCUCGCAAAGUUCCAUCGGGUCGACUUCAACAAGGUCGGCCUCUCCGACUUUGGGCGGCACGGAAACUUUUACGACCGCCAGCUGAAGACGUUUGGGACUCUGUCAAAGGUGCAGGCCGAGGCGGUCGACGUCGAGACCAAGAAGCCCGUGGGCGCGAUCCCGCACUUUGACGAGAUGGUGGCCUUUUUCAAGCAAAAAUCGACGCAGCCCAAGGACCGCGUCACGCUGAUCCACGGCGACUACAAGAUCGACAACCUGGUGUUCCACAAGACGGAGCCGCGUGUCAUUGGCAUCUUGGACUGGGAGAUGGCCACUAUCGGCCAUCCUUUGUCGGAUCUGGUCAACCUGGCGGCGCCGUGGGGUUGGGUCGGGAGAAACCUGGGCACGGCUCACGCCGACAGCGGGAACGAAGCCUUCAGGGACGGCGUCACCCCGGGGCUGCCCACCUGCGACGAGGUCGUGCAGUGGUACGCCGAAGCCUCGGGCUACGACGCCGCCAGCGAGUUCGCCUGGGGUAACGCCUUUGGCGGGUUCCGGGGAGCGAUCAUCAUGCAGGGCAUCGCGGCGAGGUACGCCCGGCGGCAGGCUAGCGGCGUGACGGCCAGAAACUACGGUGCGCAGAUGCCUCUAUUUGGAGAGUGGGCGUAUAGCUUGGUCAAGAAGUUGCAGGAGUCGUCACCGGGCAAGGCCAAGCUAUGA